Messenger RNA from Coccomyxa subellipsoidea C-169, 2154 nucleotides. Its product is annotated as heat shock protein Hsp90. Bases 1 to 2154 code for a protein of 717 amino acids. Gene Ontology annotation, molecular function: ATP binding; ATP hydrolysis activity; ATP-dependent protein folding chaperone. Gene Ontology annotation, cellular component: cytosol; protein-containing complex; perinuclear region of cytoplasm. NCBI's taxonomy places the organism in Eukaryota, Viridiplantae, Chlorophyta, Trebouxiophyceae, Coccomyxaceae. The record is from RefSeq and is a predicted model, not a curated record. Gene Ontology annotation, biological process: protein folding; cellular response to heat; protein stabilization. The transcript has 14 exons.
AUGCACGUUUGCGCGGCUGCUGCAACUGAAACAAAGGAGGAGACCUUCACCUAUCAGGCUGAGGUCGACAGGCUGAUGGACCUCAUCGUGAACAGCCUGUACAGCAACAGGGAGGUCUUUCUCCGAGAGCUGGUGUCUAAUGCCUCAGACGCUCUCGACAAGCUGCGCUUCCUUUCCCUCACAGACUCCAGCGUCAUGGCCGGGGAGGACGCGAUGGAGAUCCGCAUCAAGGCCGACUCUGAUGCGCGCACCAUCGUCAUUGAGGACACCGGAGUGGGCAUGACCAGGGAAGACCUGCUGAGCAGCCUGGGAACCAUCGCCAAGUCUGGCACAGCCAAGUUUGCAGAGGCGGUCAAGGAGUCACAGGGGGAUGCGAACUUGAUCGGCCAGUUUGGAGUGGGCUUCUACAGCGCCUUCUUGGUGGCCGAUAAGGUCACUGUGCAGACCAAGAACGCUGCCGACCCCAGCCAGUGGUACUGGCAGUCCAGCUCUGGCAGCCAUCAGUUUGUGAUUCGGGAGGACGAGGCAAAGGAUCUGCCACGGGGGACAAGGAUCACGCUGCACCUGAAGGAUGACGCGACUGAGUUGGCGGACGCUGCCAAGCUGGGCGACCUGAUCAAGCAGUACAGCGAGUUCAUCCAGUUUCCCAUCCGGCUCUGGUCCAGCAAGACCGAGUAUGAGCAGGUGGUGGAUGAUGAGGCAACGAAGGAGAAGCAGGCAAAGGCGGACGAGGAGGCCAAGGAAGCCGGCAAGGAAGCGGCCGACCCCGUGGAGCCGGCCACGCGGUCAGAGAGCAAGGAGGUUUGGGACUGGCGUGUGCAGAAUGAUAACAAGCCGCUCUGGACGCGCACGCCCAAGGAGAUUGAGCAGGCGGAGUACAACAACUUCUUCAAGACGACCUUCAGGGAGUUCCUGGAGCCUCUUGCGCAGUCUCACUUCAACGUGGAGGGCACCAUCGAAUUCUCAGCACUCCUCUUCGUCCCCGGCAUGGCCCCCUUCGAGCAGCAGGACUGGCUGGCGAAGAGCCGCAACAUCCGCUUGUUUGUGAAGCGCGUCUUCAUCAGCGACGAGUUUGACGACGACCUGAUGCCCCGCUACCUCUCCUUCAUGAAGGGCAUAGUCGACUCCUCAGACCUCCCCCUCAAUGUUUCACGGGAGAUCCUGCAGGAGUCGCGCGUGGUGCGUGUGAUAAAGAAGCAGCUGGUGAAGCGCACGCUGGAAACGCUGAAGGAAAUCGCGGGCCGGCCGGAGAAGGACGGCAAGAGCGACUAUGAGACAUUCUGGGACUCCUUUGGCAAGUUCAUCAAGCUUGGCGCCAUAGAAGACCAGGCCAACAAGAAGCAGAUUGCGGAGCUGCUGCGCUUCCCGUCAUCCAAGAGCGGCGAUGCCAUGAUUAGCCUGCAGCAGUAUGUGGGCCGCGCUAAGGAGGGCCAGAAGUCCAUCUUCUACAUCGCCGCCGACUCCCUGUCCGCUGCCGCGUCCGCGCCCUUCGUGGAGCAGCUUAUCAAGAAGGACCUGGAGGUGCUGUACCUGACAGAGCCCAUCGACGAGCCGGCCAUUAACAAUAUUGGGGAGUUCAACGAGUUCAAGUUUGUGGACGUCACUCGUGAGGGCCUGGACCUGGGAGACAUCCCUGAGGAGGAGAAGAAGAAGGCGGAGGAGACGACAGAGGCGCUGAAGCCGCUGACAGAUUUUUUGAAGAGCACGUUGGGUGAGCGUGUGGAGAAGGUGGCAGUGUCGCAGCGCCUGACCGACUCCCCCUGCGCGUUAGUCACCUCCCAAUUUGGCUGGUCCGCCUACCAGGAGCGCGUCAUGCGCAGCCAGACGCUGGGGGACAGCCGGGCGGCGGAGUACAUGAAGGGGCGCAAGACGCUGGAGAUUAACCCGGACCACCCCAUCAUCCGCGCCCUCAGUGACAAGGUCAACAACGACGCAGCCGGCGCCAAGGCCGUUGCGGAGCUGAUGUACGACACAGCGCUUGUGACGAGCGGGUUUACGGUGGAGAGCCCGCGCGAGUUUGCCGCGCGCAUUUACAACAUGGUCGGCCUUGCCGUCAACGCAUCCCCAGCAGCCGCCGACGCCGCGGCCGCCAAGCCCGUUAUUGACCCCGAGAUCCUCGGCGCAGACCCUAACGACCCCUGGAAGGAGCAGUGA